AUGCUCUGGGGCCUGAGACCUGGCCAGGCCUCGGCGGCGGCAGCUGUUACAGCUGCGUCAGCCAGAGGCGUGAGUGGGCUGCGCCUACCUCCGUGGGGUCUGGGAUGGCCGGGGACUAUGAAGAGCUUGUUGCGGAGGGCCAUCACCACCAGCGGGGCCAGAAAGCAGCAGGAGAACUCGAAGGGCGGCAAGUACCGCGAGACGGUGUUGCUGCCGAAGACCAGCUUCCCCAUGAAGCUGGUGGGCCGUGAGCAGACAGACAUGGAACUGGAGAUCCAGCAGAAAUGUGGAUUUUCUGAACUUUAUUCAUGGCAAAGAGAAAGAAAUGUAAAGCAAGAAUUCUGUCUUCAUGACGGACCACCAUAUGCUAAUGGUGAGGCCCAUGUUGGUCAUGCUUUAAAUAAGAUCUUGAAAGACAUCAGUAAUCGAUUCCAAAUGAUGAGAGGUUUAAAGGUGCAUUUUGUGCCUGGUUGGGAUUGCCAUGGAUUACCCAUUGAACUAAAAGCACUUUCAGAACUUGGAGAAAAAGCUCAGAAUCUUUCACCAGUGGAAAUUAGAAAGAAAGCCAGAGCAUUUGCAGAAGCAGCUAUUGAAAAACAGAAGUCUGCAUUUAUUCGUUGGGGCAUAAUGGCGGACUGGAAUAAUUGCUACCACACAUUUGAUGGAAAGUAUGAGGCCCAACAGUUUAAAACAUUCUAUCAAAUGUAUGCUAAGGAUAUGAUUUAUAGAGCUUAUAAACCUGUAUUUUGGUCUCCUUCAGCAAGGACUGCAUUAGCUGAAGCUGAACUUGAAUAUAAUCCCAAGCAUAUUAGUCGUUCUGUAUAUGUCAAGUUCCCACUUGUGAAACCUCCUCCUUUGCUGGCCUCUGGGUUAGAUGGUUUAUCGCCUGUCAGUGCAAUAAUCUGGACCACACAGCCGUGGACUAUUCCUGCCAAUCAGGCUGUUUGCUAUAUGCCAGAAUCAAAGUAUUCCAUUGUCAAAUGUGCCAACUCUGGAGAAUUUUAUAUAGUGGGUGCUGAUAAAGUACAAUCUACAGCUACUGCUUUGGAAACAAAAUUUGAGGUUAUUUCAACAUUUUUAGGAGCUGAUUUAGAAAGUGGUUCUUGUGCGCAUCCUACAAUUGCUGACAAAGUCUCUCCGUUCUUACCUGCUAAUCAUGUGACUAUGUCGAAAGGUACAGGCUUGGUUCACACAGCUCCGGCUCAUGGGAUGGAAGAUUACAGUGUGGCUUCCAUACACAAGCUGCCCACGGAUUGUUUGGUGGAUGAAAAUGGGAUUUUCACAGAAGCUGCAGGAAGUGAACUUCAGAACAAGAAUGUACUUGAAGAAGGAGUUGAUAUUGUCAUAAAGAUGCUUGAAUCUACCAAGACUUUGCUAAAGGAGGAGCAACUUACACACAGUUAUCCCUAUGACUGGAGGACAAAGAAACCUGUGAUUAUUCGCCCUAGCAUGCAGUGGUUUAUAAAGAUAGAAAAUAUGUUUGCUACAGCCCAGGAAUCAUUAAAAAAGGUGAAGUUUUUUCCUGCAUCUGCAAUGAAUAGUAUGGUGGACACAAUGGAGAGACGACCAUUUUGGUGUAUCUCAAGGCAAAGGUCUUGGGGUGUUCCAAUUCCUGUGUUCCAUCACAAGACAAAAGAUGAAAUCUUGAUCAACAGCCAAACUAUUGAGCACCUUGUUAAACUAGUGGAAACACAUGGAAGUGAUAUCUGGUGGACUCUUCCUCCUGAGGAGCUUCUGCCCAAAGACAUCUUAUCUAAGCUUGGUGGACCUGAUAAAUUGGAAUAUGUACCAGGUCAGGAUAUCUUGGACAUCUGGUUUGAAAGUGGAACUUCAUGGAAUUAUGUUCUUCAAGGUCCAGAAAAAAGGGCAGAUUUGUAUUUGGAGGGAAAGGACCAGCUUGGAGGUUGGUUUCAUUCUUCCUUAUUAACUAGUGUGGCAACAAGGAAAAAAGCCCCUUUUAAAGCUGUUUUGGUUCAUGGGUUUACUGUGGGUGAAAAAGGAGAAAAGAUGUCUAAAUCUCUUGGAAAUGUGGUUAGUCCAGAUUUUGUCAUCAAUGGAGGUGAAGAUUUAAGCAAAGAUCCUCCCUAUGGUGUAGAUAUUCUUCGAUGGUGGGUAGCUGAAUCGAAUGUCUUCAAUGAAGUGAAAAUUGGGCCACGUAUACUUAAUGCAGCGAGAGAUGAUAUAAACAAGCUUAGGAAUACACUUCGCUUCCUUUUGGGAAAUUUGGCUGAUUUCAAUCCAGAAACAGAUGCCAUCUCCAUUAAGGACAUGUAUAUUAUAGACCAGUACAUGUUACAUUUACUUCAAGAUUUUGGAAACAAGAUUACUGAAGCAUAUAGGCAAUUUGAUUUUGGGAAAGUUGUUCGGCUUCUGCAAGCAUUUUAUCCUAGUCAACUCUCUAACUUUUACUUCAGCAUUGUCAAAGAUAGGCUCUAUUGUGAAAAAGGAGAUGAUCCCAAGAGGCGGUCCUGUCAGACAGCCCUCGCAGAGAUUCUGGAUGUGAUGGUGCGCGCCAUCGCCCCCAUCCUCCCGCAUUUGGCUGAAGAGGUCUAUCAGCACAUCCCCUACGAGAAAGAACCCAAGAGUGUGUUUCGUUCUGGAUGGAUUAGUACAAGUUCUCUUUGGAAGAAACCAGGGUUAGAGGAAGCAGUGGAGGCAGCAUGUGCAAUGAGAGAUGCAUUUCUCGGAAGCAUCCCUGGCCAGAAUUCUAUGGCAUAUGAAGUUAUCGUUGUGUUGGAGCCUGGACUACUCUUUGAAAUUUUUGAGAUGCUCCACCCUGAGAGCGUUUCUGAAACAUCUGAGUUAAAUGAACUAAUGAUGGCUUCACAAACAACUCUGUUGACUCAAGAUCCUAUAAUACCUGCAGAUGCAACUGAACUUACAGGGAACUAUUUGAUCAACUUAGAAGGUGGAGAUAUUCGUGAAGAGACUUCAUAUAAAGUCAUUGUCGUACCAUCUACCAAAGAAAAAUGUCCCCGUUGUUGGAAGUACACAUCCAGUUCUCCAGACCAAACUUGUCCCCGUUGCACUGAAAUUCUUGAAAAUAGCUAAUUCCUGUAAGGAGCGUUUCACUUUGUUACAGUGAGGAGCGUCUUAGCUUUGACAUUUCUAGUAGCUUAUCUGGAUUCAGCGUUGGUGCAGGUGAUGGAAAGAAACAGCAUUUUGAGCACGUGUAUGCUUAGGCUUGAGCCUCUUCUUGUCGUUGCCUAGAUUUUUAAAUUAUUUUUUCCAGCAAAGUGGAAGAUAUGGAUGAAAAUGAAAGUGAAAAUCACGGUAUUUUAAAAUAUUUCACAUAACUAAAAUAAAAUUUUCAUA
Molecule: messenger RNA, 3315 nt
Organism: Gracilinanus agilis (Agile Gracile Mouse Opossum)
Lineage: Eukaryota; Metazoa; Chordata; Mammalia; Didelphimorphia; Didelphidae
Gene: IARS2
Product: isoleucyl-tRNA synthetase 2, mitochondrial
Exons: 23
Coding region: 1-3051 (1016 amino acids)
Biological process (GO): isoleucyl-tRNA aminoacylation
Cellular component (GO): cytosol
Molecular function (GO): ATP binding; aminoacyl-tRNA deacylase activity; isoleucine-tRNA ligase activity
Source: RefSeq, a predicted model, not a curated record